This is a messenger RNA of Mesocestoides corti, 4881 nucleotides long. The record is from the annotation of a GenBank genome assembly. Lineage: Eukaryota; Metazoa; Platyhelminthes; Cestoda; Cyclophyllidea; Mesocestoididae.
AUGAACGUGGGAGUGAAUUUCAGUGCCCUGGACGACGAACGUCGACGUCAGGAGCAUCUUCUGCGGGAACUGCGAGAGAUCGAGGCAGAAUUGACGACACCCAGCAUGCGCAAAACCAACCUCCCACAUCUCGCCUCUGUGGUUGGGGUUGAACUCGAUCAGAACACACGGUGCCUACAUUACUUGACUGGAAUCUCGGAGUUAGAGCGCUACGUCUCCGAUGUUGCAGCUCACUUCGCGGGACGGUCAAUCGAAUUGAGUGAUCCCCAGGCCCUGCACAAGAACAUCUUCACCUACAAGACACUGACAGACAACGUUAAAAGUUGCUGGGAGUACGUGGACCAACUAGCCACUCUGGCUCAAAUUCACAUGAAAACAUCAGCCGAAUACCACCAGUUCUACCACGAGGCCAACGAGGUUGAAGCGAAACUGAAGAAGCAGCUGAAACUUGCCCAGCGACGUCACCAACUAGUCGCCCAACCACGCAGCCCCAGUGAUGCCAGUAAAAUCGCCAACGAGUUGAGGGAACAACUAGACGCCAUGAGGAGUCUGUGGAACCGCAGCGUCUCGCUAGUGCAGCGGAGCGAAUCAGUGGUCCCCAUGCGCCUCAGGUUAGGAGGGGUGAGCAAGGGUUCAGCGUGCAAAGGAGGCGGCCCAGUCAUUGUCCAGGCGUUGGUUAGUCUCACCGGACCGGAUUACAGGAUUCAACAAGGCGAACUGCUUAGUCUGGUGGACAACCAACAGGACACACAUCUGUGGAAGGUGCAGACGUCCACGGGCAUCGUCGAGGUUCCUUCGAUCUGCUUCUGGAUCAUGGACAAUGACAAGGAGGCCACCGAGAGGGCCAGUGUUCUCAAACGACAAUGCAAGAAAACAUGGAUGGAAAUCGUUCGACUGUCGCGUGAGCGACUCUACCGCGACUACAUCGACAUCUUGGAACAAUUGGCCUCAGAGGAUGCCUACUGCCCAAAGCCAGAACCGCUGGUCGAUUUGAUCGCCGACAUCCAAAACCACCUGAUAACACCGAUCGGCGAGGACGGCAGACUGGCGUCGGCUCUGGAGGCCUUCAAGCAGAACAUCACCACGAUGAGACAAGGGACAGGUGACGACGUGAUACUACUCAAAGAGGCCGACUUGGUGCGUCUGCGGUCUCCGUUGCUGCGGUUCCAGGAUCACCUCGUAGCCGUGGGCCUGAUGCAGGAGGAAGUGCGACGUCUCAACGAGCGAAUAGCGAGCUUCGUAAGCGAGGCGACGAGCGAACAAAGCCGUAUUGCCAACACGAUUGAAAAAUUGACACGGAUAACAACUGAGAGCCAGGCGCACUUGACAGACCUCGUGACGAAUUUGAGCGAAAUGAUGGAUGAUUCCCCCAAAAGGCCACGACCCAUUCACCCGAAAUUGCAGCUUGCCGACAGGAGCAGGAGUCAGCCAAAGGCCACGGAACACGAUGACGCAGAGACUAGAGGUGUGUUGAAGGAAAGAGCAUCAAGAAAACGUGCCCGAAGCCAGACUGCCCACCAUCUAGACGCUAUGGUUCAAAUAGGCAGAGAAAGCAAAACCGUGGAGACUCAAUUCCAGGAAUCUUCGUCUUCCACAGAACUCUCAUGCAAGACGAUGCGGACGUGGUUGUCACACGACAAGGCGGUUCAACUGAACACACGCCGACCGCCUGUUCAAAGGUGUGUAAUAACGCAGAUCGGGCCCUCUAGCAAGGAAUCCAGCACACAGGUUGAAAGCAGUUCAAGCCUGGAGGUUUCAAUGGAAGAGGACUUCUACAUGUCGGAGAGAAUGAAGGGAGUCGUGAGGCGACGAGGGGGUGCAGUGGAAGAAAUCGGUGGAGAAAGGGAACAAAGAACGAGGUCAGUUUCGACGCGUUUACAGCGACCAACUGUGGUUCAGGUCCAUACAUGCACCCAGCUUGGGCACAUUACAAGCGACAGGUCCGUGAGCCCAAUUCGUGCUCUCCUUACACUGUGUCCGAGUUGUCAGUCAAGCGGCCAAUGGGGCAAUCAGGCGGAGUACGAGCAGCUUGUAUGCGGUUCCGAAUUUCGUUUCCCCUUUACGCACGGUGAAAUACAAUCGGAAGUGCAUGGCCUUCGUCAGUGCAAGCGUGUGCAGUGCGGAUUUCCGUGUUUGACUACAAAAUGCAAUCUUUACUGCCAAGUGAACGCGCGCGGACCUCCCAUCGGGAACUUUGACGUAGAAGCGCAAGCUCUUCAAUGCCACGUGGACGUUGGAAUCACGGAAUUAGCCUGUGAAGUGGAGCAGGAGGCAUUCCAUGAGAUGCAGCCCCAUCUAAGUAGGGGUCAGGUGAUUAACAAGAGGAUCCAGACGGGCGGACCUAGGUUGUCUAGUUUGGUAGACUCGUACACGCAGGCUGGAAAGGUUUACGCCCGCGCAAGGAGACUCGAUGUGAUGACGACGGAGCGUGAAAGCAUUCCCGUGGCGUUCGAUGAUACGGCGGUUGACGCAACGAUUGCAACUACACGACACCGCAACGUCCGACUUCAGUCUGGCCAUGCUAACAUAAGUGACAUGAUUUCGAAUGCGACAAUGAUCGAAAGGAUGCAGCGUGCUGGCAUCAGGCCUCCUGUAACAGAGGAUGCGACUACAGAAGGCGGUUGGUUGACGUCUUCGAAGGCCUUCAGACAUCGUCAAGCUGAUGCACCACAGCUAACUGAUAUGAGGGAGGCACGCAUGCCAAGGCGUGCAACAUAUACCAGCAAUAAACCUCAUCGUCUAGGAGUGAGGGCUGAUUUAUCAACACGUCGACGAAGGAACAGACAUAAAAAAGGUUUAUUGUCAACUCCACCAAUAGAACGCUCAGCAGAGGCGUAUGAUGGCUCUGUUCAGCGCUACCAAGAACCAAGUCGUUUUGUCGUUCCUCGACGAGAACAGGAUGAGAAUUUGGAUGCGAAACCCGAAAAGGAAAGCCGCUAUACUACUUACCCGGCUGCAGUGCCUGCAACUUUGCCAACGGAUGUAACAAGCGUUCUCCUACAGGCGCAAAGUCUUCCCAACAUUCUAGGUGAAUCUGAGCAGUCGUUAGACCCAACAGGGGCCAGCGCAGAUCGAUAUCAGAUGUAUGAGCCGUCUAAACGAAGCAGACAAACCGCGACAAAAGACAAUACGCGGUACGCCUCGUUGCAGUCUGUUGCGCCAGCUUUGGCGUCUAGCAAAACCAAUCGAAUGCAUUCCGGUGUUGUUCCAAACUCUGCUUUGGCGUCUAGCAAAACCAAUCGAAUGCAUUCCGGUGUUGUUCCAAACUCUGGUGAAAGUGAUGGACAAGUGGAUCAGGGAUCAAAUGUUAGAAUAGUGCCAAGUUCCAGACCAGUGAUCCAGGAAAAACGGUCACACGCUAGAACCAUUGGAUCUGGUUCCAAUAUGCCUUAUCCGAACGUUCAGUCCAUUGAGCCCACGGACAGUCCCUUGAAUCUAGCUAGCAAAAAGCUAUUAACUAUGCAACAUAUUCAAAUUUCGGAGACACAGACCAGAAGUCUGCCUGUAUGUGAACCCGGUAUUACGACAGAAACUUACAAAUAUCCUAUAUCCAAGUUUUCAGUGCAAGUAGGCGAUAAAGCACCAGGCAUCGGGAUUGCUGAAAUUUCUCAAAGCGUGGAAGCCCCGCGAGAAGUGGGGAUCGCUGAAGCCCAAUCGAUUCGCAUCGUCGAACAUGGAAAUAAGAAAUUCCAGGUGAACAUUGACGUUGGUCUACCUGUUCGACGAUGUCCUGUGGAGACACCAGCUACUGUGCGCUACGAUGUAAGCUGUGACGCCAUGAUCAAGAACCCGCAGGUAUCUGCGAAGGUUCAGACGGAGUUCCUAGAAGAACCGAUCGCUCUGAAACCGACUUAUGAGCCCCGAAUGUACUCCGAACCUCCGGCGGCUAGAAGGCCUACAGAAGUGGGCGUCCAAAUAGAAAAACCCACGGAGGUAAUGUCAACACAGUUCGUACCAUCGAUGUUCGGUAAGAAACUACAAGCUAAACCGAUAAUGACUGACGCGUCGUGUGGACCGCUACCUCCCCCACCAUGUGCAGUUGCAACGUGUCAGCGAAGUCCGGAAACGAACGGUAAGAAAUUGCAGGUCACGAUAGAGGUACCACAAGUACUCGAACGAAUCAGAGUUACGGUACCACAGAAAAUGAAACCCACACACGAAAAGAGUACGCAGGCGGAACUAACACAACCACUUGCUUGUGGCCAUUCUCAGACGAUCGAAGAAGCGGAAACCAUUAUGGUUACGACACCAACAGUGCAAUUUGCCGCUCCACCGACAUCAUUUGAAGAUUUCAGUUGUGAUGCACAAGAGCCAGUAAAAACCGCCGGUGCUUAUACACAAACCAGUGCUCCAAGUACCUUGGCUAAUGCCACCGCGCAAGUUGGCAAAAGAGAAGAUAUAUCAGAAGAAAGAGUCGCUAAGAAGCUCCAGGUUAAACCUGAAGCACUCGCUGUUGGCGCCUCACAGGCCAUCUGGUCCGAGCCAGAACCCAUCGUCAUCAAGGCACCAACACCACAACCCGUUGUCAUGUCUGCGCCUCCAGUCGAUACCAACGAGUUCAGCUGCGACCCCCUGCCCGUCGACACACUAGGCAAGAAACUCCAGGUCAUGCCCGAGCCACUCUCAACCACCAUCUCCCAAACUGCCUUCACACCAACUCAACUCGCUGUCUCCACUGGCCAAUCAAUGUACACUGAACCGAAGACCACCACGUACCGCAGCAGCACUGCUCAAUCUCGACCACUGGAGACCGUCGGCAAGAAGCUCCAAGUCGCACCUAAAGCACUCGCUGUUGGCGCAUCGCAGGCCAUCUGGUCCGAGCCAGAACCCAUCGUCAUCAAGGCACCAACACCACAACCCGUUGUCAUGUCUGCGCCUCCA